Messenger RNA from Fibroporia radiculosa, 813 nucleotides. RefSeq lists its product as uncharacterized. Lineage: Eukaryota; Fungi; Basidiomycota; Agaricomycetes; Polyporales; Fibroporiaceae. The transcript is spliced from 4 exons. The record is from RefSeq and is a predicted model, not a curated record. Bases 1 to 813 code for a protein of 270 amino acids.
AUGCCAACGGAGUGCUAUAUUGGCGCACCCUCAACAAUCUGGGCGUCGGUACAUUGGUUCAUACCGUUACCACCUAUCGAAUGGCCUAUUUCCGACAGGUUGGGGAGAGCACAAGAGCAGCCUCGUGAACCCAGGGCAGGACAUCGUUGGCACGACUCACAUCAAGAACGCUCGAUGCAUCGUUCGAGUCGUUCUGAGACUGCGAGGCAUGGAAGCCGGGCAAACAGUCGACAUCGUUCGCCUUUGGCUGAGCCUCCUUCCCGGCCUCAUCCUCAGAAACCUCCUUAUGACGCCAAACUAAACAGGUUCAGCGCUGAAGGUAACACUGGCCCACCGGCCAGUGUCCCAGUGCGACAGGAGCACCGUCAAGCACCAAUUUCCUUCUACCACAAACACAGGCCCUUCUACGAAUUUACGAACUUUUCACCACAUUCUGUAAAAUACGAUGGAAGGAUGUACCCUACAGGUGAACAUCUGUUUCAGUCUUUCAAAUUUCAGCGGGACCGCCCGCUUAUUGCCGAGCAUAUCAGGACAUGCUCAGAUCGCCCCAGUGUUGCUUUGUCAGAGGCUCGUCGGUUUCAGCAUGAGGUUCGCGCUGAUUGGUUUGAAGUAAAUGUAAAAAAAAUGGACGAAGUUCUAUAUCACAAAUUCACACAGCAUGAAGAGCUAAAGAAUUUAUUGCUCAGGACUGGGGAUGCUCCACUCGUGGAGGACUCAGACAAGGAUGCGUUUUGGGGCAUCGGCGCAGACAAGAGAGGUCGGAAUGAACUUGGGAAGGCACUAGAGAGGUUGCGUUCGCGACUUCGCGUUUAA